AGCGAAUCUAUCGACGUUGUGACCUUGAAGGAGUUUGAAGGAGGUUGUGUUGGGCUGGUUUUUAUAAUUAUGAUGGCAACGUUUUCUUAUAUAAUCCAUAAUGUGUAAAGAAAGAGGAUAACAGUAAAAUAAUUUUGUUCUUUUUGUUGUUGUGCUGUUGUCCAUGGAAUUUGAGAAGGCAAAAGUUGUUGUAGGCGGUGAUUCUGGAGUUGGUAAAACAGCCCUAGUUCAUUUAAUCUGCAAUCAACAACCUCUUCUACAUCCAUCUUAUACAAUUGGUUGUAGUGUGGAUAUUAAAGUUCAUCUGUGUAAAUCGGAUCCAACAAAAGAACGUCCAUAUUUUAUUGAAUUAUGGGAUAUUGGCGGGUCGAAUGGACAUGCUAAUACUCGAUCAAUAUUUUAUCAAAAUUUACACGGAUUAAUAUUAGUCUAUGAUUGUACAAAUAGUAAAUCACAAGCAAAUUUAAGAAAAUGGCUAUGUGAUGUAUUGGGAAAACAAAUUAUGAAAAAAUCAGAAUCAGCAGAUAUGGGAGGAGUCAGCAGUGGAGGAGGAACAACAACAACAACAUCAACCGCAACAACAGCUGGAGGGAUUGGUGGUGGUACCGCUUUCUUAGGCAGCAGCAGCAGCAGUAAUGGUGUAAAAGUCAACAUGACCACUAGUCAAAUGGCGAGUUUACUGCCUAUUCGUAGCACAGAGAACAAUAUAGUCAAUCGUUUCUUUUCACCAAUUGAAUCGCUAACAAAUAAUAAUAAUAUCAAUGAUACAAGAGAUCAAAUCUAUCCACCGGUCUUAGUAAUCGGUACAAAACUCGAUCUCCUUGGUCCACGUACUCUACGAUCAUUGCGUAGAGUUACUUCACGUUUUGAUGAAACAAUCGCAUCGCCUUCGUGCAUAUUGUCAUCAAGUUAUCAGCAUCAUCAGCAUCGUAAUGAAGGCGUGUCGCCUGAUAAUAACUACUCUUAUCCAAGUAUUAUGAUGACGCCUAGAUCGUGUAUCUCAUCUGUACAGUUUUUUGAAGAUACACCACAAUCAUCGUCAUCAUCAGCUUCGAUAGCCUCAUGGAAUUCAACAUAUCAACAUCAACAUCAUCAACUGACUACAGCAUCGGUGCCAAUUCCAGGCUUUCAACAUCAGCCACAAAGUCAGAGUGUUUAUGUAGACUUGAGUGAUAGUCGUUUAUCGUCAACUGGAUUAUCAUCAAAUAGUGGUUGUAAUAAUAAUAAAGUAUGGAAUUUUGCUGCGGAACAAGGUUUUUCAGAAAUUCUACUGAACUGUAAUUCAGUCGCCAGUGUAAGUCCUGGUAGUCCACAGGAUGCUGUGCUGGAUCGAUUUUUCAACGAAGUGAUCAGCUAUAAAAUGUUGUCAAUGUCAAUGAAUUGUAAUCUAUCCUCACCGGAUCUGUCUCGAGUGAAACGACGUCUAGUUGAUUCACGUGAUAAUAUUAAUAAUAUUGCAGGAUCUUUAUUCAAUUCAUAUAAAUUGAAUUGAAUUGAAUUCUACUGUAUUUUCUUGUAUUUAUUAGUAGUAUAUAUAUACAUCAUAUCACUUAGUUUACAAAACAGGGUUCCCGAGCUGCUUUUUUGUUGUUUUGUUGUUGUUGUCUUUCUCUACAAAUGGUGGUCACAGUUGUCAAGCAUAAUUCGUCAAUCUUCAUAAGGCAUUCCGUCUCCUCCUUCUCCUCCUCCUGUUCCCACUCAUCGUCAUCAUCAUCACCACUUCAAAACACAAUGGUGAUAAUUUUAGCGUGACCAAAAACGCGAAGAGACUGCAGCGGCGUGCAAAAUCACUUUCAAGUGAAUUUGAUCGUUUCAUACUAUGAUUCUUAUAUAUAUAUAUAUAUUUUCAUACAAUUAUUGAUUUGAUGUAAAGUUUGUCCCUCUGUUUCUUAUUUGUAUGUUUGUGUGUGUGAGAGUGUCUGUUGAUUUCAUGUGUUUGUGUAAAGAUAAAUGAGUUUCUUCUACCUCUUCUAAUGUCUCACUUUGGUUCAUCUUCUCAAAUGAUUUGUUAAUGAGUUAACUAGCCAGCCAGUCAGCCAGCCAAUCAACCAGUCGGUCACAGAACUAACUCAACGGUUGACUAAUUACUCAAUCAAUUCCAACUGUUAUCUCAGUUUUUUUCUCUCCUGAGUGUUUGUGUUUGUGUUGGUUUUGUUGGUAUUCUUGGUGCUGCUGAGAUGCUCUGUUUCUUCUCUUUCUUCUCAGUGAAUCCUACCCUUUUGCGUUUUUUGUUGUUGUAUUUUUGCUCAAGUUUAGAAGAGAGAAAUGCGUUUUUAUUAUCUUAGAAGCAAAAAAAAACAAGUAUUGUAAAAAUGGUUCUUAUUACUUUUAACUGAUUAACAAAAUGUCUAUUAAUAUUGCUCUUUUUUUUCAAAAGAAUGUUUUCUGAAUAAAGAAUAUUCACGUUUUCGAUAA
This is a messenger RNA of Trichobilharzia szidati, 2415 nucleotides long. Lineage: Eukaryota; Metazoa; Platyhelminthes; Trematoda; Strigeidida; Schistosomatidae. The record is from the annotation of a GenBank genome assembly.